GGACUUCAGUUUAUUCUACAGGUGGUCAAGCCCUGUGAUUGGUGGAGCUCCAGGUCAUGUGCUGUCUGACUGAUGGUAGAAGCGAUGCCUCUUUUACAGUGUAACAGGUGUGGGCACCUUAAAAUUGCAAAGAUGAAGCACCCAAGCGACAUGCCACCCUACAGCUGCUUCUUCUUCCUCCUCUUCAUCUCUUUCUGGGUCACAGGAGUUCAGUCCUUUUCCUUAGUACAGACGUCAAAAUCACCAUUGGUAUUGGUCAAAGACAACACAGAAAUAUUCUGCACCCUGAGAAAUCAGAAUAUGGACCAGAUAGGCGUUUACUGGUAUAGGCAGACGGCCAAGACUGCAGACGAGCUGGAGUUUGUUGUUUUCUCGUCUAUUCUAAACAAGGUCAGAUAUGGCAGCCUCUUCUCAGAACGCGUGUCUGUGGCCAGGGAAAACUUUCGAAACACCUUCACCCUGAAGAUAAAAAAUGUCGAGUUUACGGACAGUGGAGUGUAUUACUGCAUGGUGGAGAAUGCGGGAAAGGUAGCAUUCGGGAAUGGAACCUCCCUGCAAGUCGUGGAGACGUUGCCCACUACAGCAGCACCAAAGACAAAAACAAAGAAAAAACCUUGUAAAUGUAAGAAGUCACAGACUCCCAGUCCAGUUAUCUGCAGUGCUGUGAUCUGGGCUCCGCUUGCUGGAUUUGCUCUUAUUCUUAUAAUAGUCUUGGGUGCCACUGUUUCCUAUACAAAGCGUAUCUACAGAAGAACCCGUCAGUUCUACAGGAAGCAGUGAGUGUGUUUAUGUUUACUCAUGUUUGUGGUAUCAUGGGCCCAUCCAUCAGAUAAUGGCUGCUGUAACCACAUCACACGCCUGCAGCGAGGCAGCUCCCACUGGCUCAUCACAGUUCAUUACAAGUGCAGCUUUAUGCCAUGAUUUAGAUCAGGUCUCAGAUUCGGUGCUUUUCCAUAUAUUGUCUAAAGAUAAGACUCAAAGUCAAAGGGUUCCCCAAGGCUCAUGUAUCACCCACUAUUAUCGUCUUGAUGAUUCAACUGUGAGAGUUCCCCCUGCCUUGGAUUUCAAGGAAAUCAAAAUAAAAAUCUCAAAAAAGAGAAAUAGAAGUGAAUUGAAAUGGAAAAGUCAUUAAAGACCCCCUUAGAGCACCAUUAGGGCCCCCAUAGCUCCUGUAUAGAUCUGGUUCCUCUGUACUUACACUUUGCAAAGUAGAGCAAUAUUCACAAAUAUUCUUAAAACUCUUCAUUCUUUGUAGCUUGACUUGUCUUGCUGUUAUCACUUCCCGUAGGAAGACCUCAAUCUAAUGGGAAAAAAGCAAUAGAAAUUAUGUAAAUACAGGAUUGUCCUUAAAGGGGAACU
Molecule: messenger RNA, 1359 nt
Organism: Xenopus laevis (African clawed frog)
Lineage: Eukaryota; Metazoa; Chordata; Amphibia; Anura; Pipidae
Gene: cd8b.S
Product: T-cell surface glycoprotein CD8 beta chain-like
Exons: 5
Coding region: 73-780 (235 amino acids)
Source: RefSeq, a predicted model, not a curated record